Molecule: messenger RNA, 1479 nt
Organism: Schistocerca piceifrons (Central American locust)
Lineage: Eukaryota; Metazoa; Arthropoda; Insecta; Orthoptera; Acrididae
Product: circumsporozoite protein-like
Exons: 5
Coding region: 1-1479 (492 amino acids)
Cellular component (GO): cytoplasm; cornified envelope
Source: RefSeq, a predicted model, not a curated record
AUGCGAUCCUCAGUUAUCUUCAAUCUUAAACCUGUGGCAAAGGAAGAGCUGCUGCUUGGUGUCAAAUUUCGUUGCAACAGAAAAGGAUGGGUGACCAGGCCAUCUGAUCCAGCAGCGGAAGCAGAUAACCUGGAAAUAAAAACAAAUCACUUAGUUAUCCCAGAAGCUGGCAGCAGGACUGGUGACAGAACGUGUGAUGUGUCUGGCAGCAGGACUGGUGGCACAGUGUGUGCUGAAUCGGGCAGCAGGACUGCUGACACAGUGAGUGCUGAAUCAGGCAGCAGGACUGGUGACACAGCGUGUGCUGAAUCCGGCAGCAGGACUGGUGACACAGCGUGUGCUGUAUCUGGCAGCAGGACUGGUGCCUUGAUGGGUGUUGUAUCUGACAACAGGAUUGGUGCCUUGAUGGGUGUUGUAUCUGGCAACAGGGCUGGUGACAGGAUGCAUGCUGUAGCAGGUGCCGACGUCACUUGUGUCAUGCCUGAUGAGACAUGUGUUGUAGAUGGGGACGUGGCGGGAGAUGCCACGUGUGUUGCAGCUGCUGGUUCAAGUUGUGUUGAGUAUGGCAAUACGGCUGGAGACUCCAGUUGUGUUGUGGCCUCCUUGGCCACUCCUGUUGUGGCUGGUGACGCAGCUGGUGCAACCACUUGUGGAGCAGCUGGUCGUUCAAGUGGUACUGUGGAUGGACACGCGGGUGGAGACGCCUCUUCUCUUGUGGCUUCUGCUGGCUCUCCUCCUGUGUCCGGCAACGUGGCUGGCGAUACCUGCAGUGUUGCAGUGGGCGACGUGGCUGGUGACGCCGCUGUUGUAGCUAAUGCUGGCUCCUCUGGCAGCAGGACUGGUGACAGAACGCGUGUUGUGUCUGGCAGCAGGACUGGUGGCACAGCGUGUGCUGAAUCGGGCAGCGGGACUGGUGGCAGAGUGUGUGCUGAAUCGGGCAGCAGGACUGGUGAUGCAGCAUGUGCUGAAUCGGGCAGCGGGACUGGUGGCACAGUGUGUGCUGAAUCGGGCAGCAGGACUGGUGACACAGCGUGUGCUGAAUCCGGCAGCGGGACUGGUGAUACUGCGUGUGCUGAAUCCGGCAGCGGGACUGGUGGCACAGUGUGUGCUGAAUCGGGCAGCAGGACUGGUGACACAGUGUGUGCUGAAUCGGGCAGCGGGAUUGGUGAUACUGCGUGUGCUGAAUCCGGCAGCAGGACUGGUGGCACAGUGUGUGCUGAAUCGGGCAGCAGGACUGGUGACACAGCGUGUGCUGAAUCGGGCAGCGGGACUGGUGGCACAGUGUGUGCUGAAUCGGGCAGCAGGACUGGUGACACAGCGUGUGCUGAAUCCGGCAGCGGGACUGGUGAUACUGCGUGUGCUGUAUCUGGCAACAGGAUUGGUGCCUUGAUGGGUGUUGUAUCUGGCAACAGGGCUGGUGACAGGAUGCAUGCUGUAGCAAUCAACGGGGAUGGCGGAUGCUAUUUGUGUGGAGGCUGA